Molecule: messenger RNA, 1017 nt
Organism: Anopheles nili
Lineage: Eukaryota; Metazoa; Arthropoda; Insecta; Diptera; Culicidae
Exons: 2
Coding region: 1-1017 (338 amino acids)
Source: RefSeq, a predicted model, not a curated record
AUGGGGGUGAUUAGCAAGUGCUGCAUUUUGAUGGGCCUAGGCUCUAUCGCUUACAUUUUGCGGUGGUAUUACAUUGGCCGACGAUACGUAAACCAGCGAAGGUUCCAGAACAGUGAAGUGAUCGUUUUAACCGGUGCUAACUCCGGCAUCGGGCUUGCGGCGUUGAUCGAACUAUCCGGACGGGGUUGCCACCUCGUGAUUGGGACGCGCAUCGUAUCAGUGGGCCACAGGAUUCGUGAGACGGUGCUCCGCCAGCAUCCUUCGGCUGUAAUCGAUACGUUCGAGCUGAAACUGGAAUCGCUAGCCAGUGUGGUGGAGUUUAGUGAAAACGUACGAAACCUGGGCAAACCGGUGUACGCUCUGGUUAAUAAUGCUGCGGUGUUUUACGCACCACCGAGACUUACCGAGGACAAGCUAGAGUACACCUAUCAGGUGAAUUACUUGUCGCAGUUUUUGCUGACGCUGCGUCUACUGCCCUCGCUAAAAUUACAUCCACGUGAUAGCCGCAUCGUAAACGUCGUCUCACAAGCGCAUCGCUCGGUAUCCGAAAUUCCCGCAGACGGCAGUUUUUGCGGCCCGCUGUUUCCCGACACGAGCGCUAAUCGGUUCCGGGCGUACCAGCAGAGUAAGUUCUGUUUGGUGCAAUUUUCUUAUCGCCUCUCGCAACUUCUUACGGCUGGCUCGAAUGUUCUGUCCGUACAUUGCAUCGAUCCCGGCAACGUAGAGACGGAUAUCUACCGCCACUUUCCACCGCUGGCAAAUCGACUUUUAUACUUCCUCCAGAAACCGUUAAGAAUCUUUCUUGUAAAAACACCCUCCGAGGGAGCUCAGGGGAUCCUGUACUCGGUGCUGACGGACGCGAAACCACCGUUCUACGUGCGUAAGUUUUGGGGCGAACAGACGAGUGAUUUUUGUGAAAUCAACCCACUAGUGCGGAAAGAGGCCCUCGCCGAUUCGCUAUGGAAACAGAGCCGGCAACAGUGCAACCAGCACCUGCUGGAAAUGAUGAUGUUCUAG